Arctia plantaginis is the source of this 1929-nucleotide messenger RNA. NCBI's taxonomy places the organism in Eukaryota, Metazoa, Arthropoda, Insecta, Lepidoptera, Erebidae. The record is from the annotation of a GenBank genome assembly.
AUGGCGAAUUCUGUAAACAUAUCAAUAGAGGCUCCAAUAGAAAACCAGAUUCAGGAAAUAACAUAUGAUGGCCAAGAGAUUUACCAAGCACCUCUGUCUAUGUCAGAGAAUUUGGCUCGUCUAGCUCAAAAGAUUGACUUCUCAAAGACUGAUGAUGAAUUUUGCAACAUCAAAAAGGAGGGUGAGUGCAGCUCCGACACCAAGUCUGAAGAUGAAAAAGAACCAGGUUAUCAGAGUAGUUUAUGGCCAUGGGACUCUGUAAGAAAUAAAUUAAGAAAUGCGCUCACAGAAGUGUGUGUCUUGGCAGAUGUCCUAAGUAUUGCCAAGGAAAAAAGAUAUAUGGUAUUGGACCCUGUACAACCCGAACAGCAAGAAAACAGACCUAUGGUUCAAGUGUAUGGUAGAAAGAAAGCCCUUGGUGCAGCAGCUGCUGUACUUUUAGCUGGAGUGGAACGACUCCGUGCCAGUGAGACUAUGAGGAUGACCCGGAAUAUGCCCGAUUUCCACAUAGACCUCCUAAGGCUCAGACAGAACUGGAGGUUGAAGAAAGUAUCCAAUACCAUUGUUGGAGAUCUGAGUUAUAGGACAGCUGGGUCUAAAUUUAGUCAAACUGGGGUGUUUGAGGUAACAAAGGCACCCGAAGAACAGAUAGCACAGGCUAUGAACGCGGCUGGGCCAGUACCAUCAGCUUUACGUGUCACCGUGCCGCCUGAACUGCAGGGAGUUGCAUUUAUAUCAGUGCUUUGUCAAAAAGAGCAAGAGGACGUGGUGACGGCGACGCUGAGCUCUGCGGCGCUGAACUGCCCGAGCUCGCUGCCGGGCGAGGGGGCGGAGUUGCACUGGCAACAAAAGCUGGAGGCGGCGCAGAACGUCCUGUUCUGCAAGGAGCUGUUCGCGCGCCUCGCCGCAGAGGCCGUGCAGCUCGAUGCCUCUAUCCCGCACAUGGUCGUGGGCAACCAGAUAAUGGCCACCGUGUUGCCAGGCAUUCAACUAUUGAUCGGACUGUGUCACAAUAAUGGACAAAAUACCAACAAUGCUAAUCCAGAAGGAGUCAAGCCUGAGGGGCCAUCUGGAAAGUCCGACCAUGACCAUGUGUUAGAGCAUUCGCUGCACCAGCUGCUGCGAGCGGUGCAUCACUCUAACACUCAUCACCCAUUCCCACAUCCAGCGACUGGACCACUCGGUCCGUCCAAGCGUCGCUGUUUAGCAGGACCGAUGGCCGCCGACCGUUAUGAGCUCUUAGACAUGAGCAAGGAGCAGUCCCUCCUGGAGCAGAUCAUCCAACAAGCUCAACACUUCUUCAUGCGGCGGCGAAGUGAAUAUGUUCUCGACACUAUUGCGAAAGAGGUCAAAGAUCCUCUAAUCGUGUCACAUUGGAAUGCUCUGAAUAGCCCAACACAAUCAUGUGUCAAAAUAAACAUUAUGGCCUACGGGUAUGAUGCUGUAUGCAGAACAUCGUUGGUUGUGCAUGUCGGUGAAAAGACUCUCAAAUGUAUCUGUCGCGAUGGGAAAGUGAGACAUUUGUCUUACGAACUUCAAGAACUCAGAGAUUUAAUAUACUGCCAGAUUUACCAGCAUCAAAUGACAGCUGUGCAGGCAGUGGGCCGAUGCAUGGGAUGGCAACUGCUUGCUAGUAGUUCUCAUCUUGGAUCAGGCCCAGUGGAACCACUUGGGAACGCCUCCUCUUGUCUUCUUGCAUCUCCAAAUGGUGAUAGAAUGAUUGCAAUAAGAUGUGAGCCAUCAGUUGGAAUUCAAGUUUUUAUAGCUCAAUCUCCAAGAAAAGACUUCUUUGCCAGUGAACUCGUUCAAGACAAGAAGUGGGAACAUCUCGGAGGAGCGUUCAAAGAGAUCAAGCUUGAGAAAAUGGAAGGCAAGAACUUCUUAAACAAGAUGGAAUUACUCAUGGCGUGUCUCAGCAGCCCUUCAUAA